This is a messenger RNA of Xenopus tropicalis (tropical clawed frog), 1855 nucleotides long. It is a transcript of the gene b3galt2l.9, whose product is annotated as beta-1,3 galactosyltransferase 2 like gene 9. Gene Ontology annotation, biological process: glycoprotein biosynthetic process. The coding region runs from base 204 to 1148 and encodes 314 amino acids. The record is from RefSeq and is a predicted model, not a curated record. Gene Ontology annotation, molecular function: hexosyltransferase activity. Lineage: Eukaryota; Metazoa; Chordata; Amphibia; Anura; Pipidae. Gene Ontology annotation, cellular component: Golgi membrane; membrane. The transcript is spliced from 2 exons.
UUUGCAUACAAUUCACCUGGCAGUGCCUUAGCACCUGUAUAACGGCUUGGAUGGAAAAGCAGGUGGUUUGUUGACUGAAGGCUCAGUCCCUUAUUGGAAAGUCUUCCUGCCGGCACCAGUGAAUUAACAGGUUCUCUACUGUUCAUCGUCCAAUCUGACUUUAAAACAACUGUCUGUUUCCUGUACUCUGUCCUUGUAAAACAAUGGGCAAAAGAAUUACUCAAAAUCUAAGGACAAUCAAAGUGAAAAUACUAAAGUUCUGUUUGUCAUUUCUGUUUUUGGCUACAUUGGCCUUGAUGGCAUUCCACCCUUAUUUCGUAAAUAGAAUUUGGAUUCCGAGCACAGUUCAUCCCAGAAUUGUGGGACCCUUGUACCCUUAUCUCAUAGAGGAGCCAUUACAAUGUAGAGGAGAAGCCCCAUUCUUAGUGCUGCUCAUCCCUUUCAUGCCCCAAGAUGUUCUUGUCAGGGACACCCUGAGGAAGACUUGGGCCAAUGAAAGUUUAAUCCCUGGAAUCUCCAUCAAAAGGAUUUUCCUUCUGGGCAGGUCCUUUGUUAAUGACAUAGAAAUAUCUGUGGAACAAGAGAGUUCUACAUUCCAUGAUAUCGUCCAACAGGAUUUCCUGGACACCUAUCGGAAUCUGACCGUCAAAACACUGAUGGGUAUAGAGUGGGUUAGCCGUCUCUGCCCCCGAGCCAGCUAUGUCAUGAAGGUGGACGCUGACAUGUUCUUCAACCCUUGGUUCCUGGUGAGGCGGAUCUUACAGCCGGAGAAGCCUCUCAAGCUAGAAUUUUUCACAGGGUUGAUAAUAACAAUCGGCAUGCCCUUCAGGAACAGGGGAAGCAAGUGGUAUAUACCAUACGCAACGUACCCUAAAUUUUUUUACCCUUAUUACUGUUCCGGCACAGGCUAUGUCUUCUCCGGGGACUUGUCACCAAGGAUAUACAAAGAAGCAAUGGGGUUGACCCUUUUUCCAUUUGAGGAUGUCUUUGUAGGUAUCUGCUUAGAAAGGAUGGGGGUUCAGAUCUCCAAGCCUGGGGGCAAAUGGUUCUCACAACGAAGGGCAGAGUACAAUGGGCUCAUAAUACUUCUUAAUCCCCUCUUGUUCAUGCCGUUAGUCACACUGUCUGGGGUUGAGACUUUUGUUUGAGCUGUGGGUUCUCUGUGUUCCCCAAAGUGCUAUAACAUGGGGUAUCUUGAAUGCACUGCUUAACUCGGACUGGAAAUGUUUCUGAUUGAGAUGCUGCUGCCACUGCCCAUAAUCGGCUAGGAAGAGAAAGCCCCGCCUCCCUGACUCUUUAGAGAAAAGCGAAGGAGUCAGAUCUGUGGUGACCUUAAACAAACAUUUCAGUGUAAAAAUAAAACUGGGUAAAUAGGCUGUGCAAAAAGCUAACAAAAAAUGUAAUCUAUAAAGGCUGGCGUGAGCAGAUUUCCAACAUAAUAGCCAGUAGUGUUCUGGUUAUUUGUUAGGCAUCUGCUCACUUCAGCCUUUAUAGAUUACAUUUUUGCCUAACUAGCUAUAUUGAAAACAUGUUUUAUAUAAAAACUUAAUUUUGCUCAGUCUGUCUAUUCAGCUAGUUUCAUGUUUACACGAACAGUUCCUUUUUAUGAACAAGCACAACUUAAAGCUUUUAUGUAGCAAGAUAGAAAUGUGCAAAGGUGAAUUUCCUGUUUCACCCCUGACUUCCUGGUCUGCGGAAGAGGAAGCUGCUUGAUAGGCUACUGUAAUACAGAGCAAAAGGGUGGGAAACUCUUCAAAAACCUUUGAUGGAUCUGCAAGAGGCGGAAUCUUUGAUAUAAUUGUUUAAUAAUAAUUGUAUAUACAUAGUAAUUUAAAUAAAUUUGGUUUUUUUUAUA